AUGCUCCCCUCACGCAUCGACUUCCUCAACAACGGGCUGGUCCCCGUCCAAGAAGUCUCAACCCUCCCGACAGACGACUGCGCCAUCUGCACUGACACUUUUACAGACCCUAUCUCUCUUCCCUGCAAGCACACUUUCUGUAAAGGCUGCAUAACCCAAUGGCUUAACAUCCGGCACAAGAACAGCUGCCCAACCUGUCGCACGGCUUUUUUCACCCUCGACGACGCAGAUCGCGGCCCAGUCGGGUCUGAUCGCAUUGUAGCGAUGGGACAUGCUCUGGGCCAUUCUGGUCUGCUGGGUGGUAAUUACCAGACGUUCAACGAUCAGAUGUAUCGGAACGAUAGUGCAUUCAUGAGAGCUACCGCUCAGGCUAACACGUGGCUUGCUGAGCAGAACCACCCUCACGCUGCGGGUCCGGCGGUGAUUGAUACGGCUUUGCUUGGGCAUCACAUCAUUGCCAUGGGGAACCUCUUGAAGGGGUAUGCCAGGACUAUGGGUAGGCCUUAUAGUACGUACCAGUCGAGGGACUGGAGGAAUAUCAUCAAUGUCCUCUGGAGAGUAUUGCUAGAGAGGGAGGUUACGACGGUUGAUGCUGUGGUGCUUGCUAAUGCGUUGAAGGAGGAUGUUAGGGUUAAGCUUGUGAUGGAAGGGCUUAAUCUUGAGCGCUACUUCGAGCAGAGCGCUGAAGUUGAGUCGGCGGCGGGUGAUUUUGACGUUCUCCUGCAGUAUGUGGUGAAGCAGAGUGCUGAGGAGUUUGCGAGGAGGGAGAUGAGGAGGGCGGCGGUUAGAGAGCAGCCGACGGUGCUGGGAAAAGUUGGGGUGUGGUUGAGUCAGUAUUAUCAUGCUUGA
Fulvia fulva is the source of this 849-nucleotide messenger RNA. RefSeq lists its product as uncharacterized. Bases 1 to 849 code for a protein of 282 amino acids. Gene Ontology annotation, molecular function: metal ion binding. NCBI's taxonomy places the organism in Eukaryota, Fungi, Ascomycota, Dothideomycetes, Mycosphaerellales, Mycosphaerellaceae. The transcript has a single exon. The record is from RefSeq and is a predicted model, not a curated record.